Molecule: messenger RNA, 2384 nt
Organism: Ciona intestinalis (vase tunicate)
Lineage: Eukaryota; Metazoa; Chordata; Ascidiacea; Phlebobranchia; Cionidae
Source: RefSeq, a predicted model, not a curated record
GUAAUUUCAAACGUAUUUAUCAGAAUCAUUUAAACAACAAAUAGGAGUAAUAUAAUUUUGAAAUGCUGAGAACUUUAAGUACAAAGUACCACCAGUUGCCAAUCUUAAACAGAAGGCAUCCUACUUUAGUCAAUGGCAAUAUUAGUUGCAUUCAUCUUCAAAGCAAGUUGUUAUACAAAACAAACUAUGAGCGAAGUUUAAAAGACACGUCCGCUUAUUGGGCUGAAGCUGCAGAAAAUCUUGUGUGGACCAAAAAAUGGGACAAAGUUAUUGACAAUUCAAAUUCUCCGUUCACUAAAUGGUUUACAGGUGGUGAAAUAAGCCAUUGCUACAACUGCAUAGAUCGUCAUGUGGAUGAAGGUAAUGGAGACAGGGUGGCUAUAAUACAUGACAGUCCAGUCACUGACACAAUUCAAAAUUUUACCUACAAUGAAUUACUAAAGCAGGUAUCCUGCCUUGCUGGUUGUUUGUCUGACAUGGGGGUAAAGAAAGGAGACAGAGUUCUUAUCUACAUGCCAAUGAUACCCCAGGCAGUAGUAGCAAUGCAAGCAACCAUUAGACUUGGUGGAAUUCAUGUUGUUGUGUUUGGUGGAUUCGCUGCAAAAGAACUCUCAGUUAGAAUUGAUAACUGCACACCUAAAGCUAUUAUAUCUGCAAGCUGUGGAGUUGAACCAUCCAGGGUUGUUCGUUACAAACCAAUCCUAAAUGAAGCAUUAGCCAUGGCUUCCCAUAAACCGCUCAAAACAAUUAUUUAUCAACGACCAAACAUGGAACCAGCAGAGUUAGGUGAAAAUGAUUUAGAUUGGGAUGAACUGAUGAACAAAGGUCGAUCACAUGACUGUGUUCCUGUCCCCUCAAACCACCCCCUAUACCUCCUAUACACAUCUGGUACCACAGGACUCCCAAAAGCUGUGGUUCGGCCAACAGCAGGACAUUCAGUUCGUCUGCAUUGGAGUAUGAAGGCAAUUUAUGGUGUUGACCCUGGAGAGGUAUUUUGGUCAGCAUCUGACCUUGGUUGGAUUGUAGGCCACUCAUAUAUUUGCCAUGCUCCACUAGUACAUGGCAACGCCACUUUAAUGUUCGAGGGAAAACCGGUAGGUACACCCGAUGCAACAACUUUCUUUCGAAUUAUUCAAGAUCACAACGUUGCUGCGUUGUUUGUUGCCCCGACGGCCCUCCGUGCGAUUAAACGCGAAGACCCUGAUGCACUUCUUGGCAAACAGUUUGAUUUGACGAGCAUGCGUAACUUAUUUGUGGCUGGUGAACAUUGCGACGUGGACACUCUUCGUUGGUCCAAAGAUGCUUUUCAAUCACCCGUGUUAGAUCACUGGUGGCAAACAGAAACAGGAAGUGCUAUAACAGCAUCCUGUGUUGGAUUGGGCAACCGGCUUGACCCCCCAGAAAGCUCAACAGGGUUACCAGUACCAGGCUGGGAUUUAAGAGUUGUUGAUGAUGAUGGAAACGAAGUUGAACGAGGAACCCUCGGAAAUAUCGUCGCAAAACUUCCACUACCGCUUGGAACGUUCCAAACACUUUGGAAUAACGAUGAGAGGUUUAGGAAUACUUACUUCACUAAAUAUGAGGGGUACUAUGAUACCAUGGAUGCUGGUGUACAGGAUGAAGAUGGUUAUAUUUCUGUGAUGUCACGAACUGAUGAUGUCAUCAAUGUUGCGGGUCAUCGACUGUCUUGUGGUCAUAUUGAAGAGGUGAUAAAUUCACAUGAACAAGUGGUGGAAUGUGCUGUUGUAGCAAAAGAUGACAAACUUAAAGGUUCCAUACCGUUCGCUUAUAUCGUCAUUAAAUCUGACUGCCGUGAUCCGCAAUCUGUUUUACCAAGUAUUAUCAAGUUAGUACGCGAUGAAAUUGGUCCAGUUGCUGCUUUUAAACAUGCUGUGUUCGUAAAUCGACUUCCAAAAACUCGAUCAGGAAAAACACCAAGAAACACAUUACAAGCUAUAUGCAAUAAAAAACCAUACAAAGUAUCGCCCACUAUUGAAGAUUCAACUGUUUAUCCGGAACUUGAAAAAUCUGUGUCAGAAUAUUCCCCAUGAUAUCAUGUCAAGUUUAGGCAAUUCUUUUUAUUUUAACUUGGGUGUUUUAACUUGUAUAUCACUAGCAGUGUUUAAGUGCCUUGUAAUUUUAAUAAUAGUACAUGCGCUUAUGCAAAAAAUUUUGUUAUUCAACUUUAAUCAUGAAUUUUAAUUUUAAUUUGCUGCCUUGUUAUCAUUUUUUUUUUAUUUGCCGAGAUCAAAUUUUUAAAGGUUGUUGUGUCAAUAUUUUUUUACGGGUUUGUAUCUUACGCAAUGUGCAUUCCCUCCUUUUAUUGCUAUGCUUUUUGUUUUUAUUGCAAAAUCAUUCGAUACAAUAAAAUCACCAAUCAGGGA